Molecule: messenger RNA, 3481 nt
Organism: Pararge aegeria (speckled wood butterfly)
Lineage: Eukaryota; Metazoa; Arthropoda; Insecta; Lepidoptera; Nymphalidae
Product: circadian clock-controlled protein daywake-like
Exons: 5
Coding region: 246-974 (242 amino acids)
Source: RefSeq, a predicted model, not a curated record
AGGAUAGCAGUUCCCGGCUUCCACCUGCAACGAGCGGAAAACGCCCUCCAUCUCUUUCCAACAAAGAUGUAGAGACAAGGAAAGCGGUAAAACAUUGAGCAAAUGCUCAAUUCCAGAGUACCGAGACAUUCACAUGUGCAGUUGGUGGUGGAAUGAGAAGGCACAGUGCCGGUCCACACCGCGACUCGGCUGGGCGAAACCUCGGCGGUUUUCACGCGUUUGCGAAAUAAGUUGUGCAAGUCGAUAUGCUGACCAACGCAUUGAUCCUGUUAGCGCUGCAGUUUAUUGCAGCGGAAAUACCUCCUUACAUAAAAGUUUGUCAACGAAACGAUCCAAAUGUAGACAAAUGCAUCAUCAACUCAGUGGAGGAGCUUCGGCCGAAAAUGAAAAAUGGUAUCCCCGAGCUAGAUGUGCCGAGCAUUGAACCACUGAGCCUCGGCCAGAUUGCCCUAGCGCGCGGUCCACAAGGCGCGAAGCUCACUGCAGUCGUGAAUGAUGUUAAAGUGCUGGGACCCAGUAACUUUAUCAUUCAAGAAUUAAAGUCAGACCUGGACAAGAACCGGUUUGACUUCAAGUUGCUGCUGCCACGGCUUGACUUCGCUGGGAAGUACAAGAUGGACAUACAAGUGUUGCUGUUGCGGCUCCAGGGGCGUGGAAACAUCACGGGAUCCUUCAAGGACUACGCAUGCAAUGUUACAAUGCGCGGCCACAAAGAGAAGAGAGGAGAUGAAGAGUAUCUUACCUUUGAGCCGAUGAAGGUUAAACUCCGCGUAGGAGAAUCCUCCAUAUAUCUCACUAACCUCUUCGACGGCGAUCCAGUACUGGGACCAGCGACAAACAGGGUCAUCAAUGAGAACUCCCAAGUUUUCCUUCAGGAGAUCAGUCCAGUCUUGGAAAGAAGUCUCGCGGAUCUCUUUACGGAGAUGGCAAAUAAAAUAACGUCGAAGUUUACAUAUAAAGAGCUGUUCCCUUGAUAAAUAGAGCGCGCUCGAAACCUAGGCCCACACUAGAAACCUUUUAAUAUAUUUUUUAUAAGAUAUUAUAUUUCAGAUUAAAAGUUAGGUAUGUGAUUCGACGUAAAUAAGACGGAUUUUUUGUAAAUCUUAAAUAUAAAUACUAUUGAAUAGGCUGUAUGGUCACUGAUCUUUGCCUGUCCUUAAGGAAACAAAUAAAAAAACCGCAACUUCGUUCACUUAUAACUGAAACCAGAAGAUAGCAAACAAAACGAGCAUUUUAAAGUUGAAGUUACAUGUUUGAACAAUAUAGUUUUAUUGCAAAAGAAAAUUAUAAUCACAAAUAAGCGUCGUCCAUAAAGUCAUGAUUUCAAACAUAGAGCUAUAGAAUAUAUGUGUUAUAUAAAUCUCUACCUCUUUUUAAUGGAGUAUUUAAAGAUAUUUUGUUAUUAUUGUGAUUAAGCUAACUACUGUGGGGCUAGGUUAAUAGUGUUAUAUAUUAGUGUUAGGGGUGUAGUGAUACGUGAUGUGAUAUUUAAAAGUAAUGAGCUCGAUUAGGUUUCGCUGUUUAUUUCACAGAUCUUGUGUGCCUUGUACUUUGGUAGAGUUUAGUUUUAAAUCUGUCAAAUAAGGCCGCUUUACAAAACGCAGUCUAAAACGACAUUUAUUUAGGAAUAAAAUUGUACUAAAUCGUAAGAGAAAAUAUGUUAUGUAAUAAGGUUCUUUUCACAUCAUCGAGGAAUUAGAAACAAACAAUUCCUUAGAUAUACCAUACCCAUAGUCAUUCGUCAAAAUUAAAUUGAAGUAUAUGAGUAAACAAAACUGCGAUAAUUCGCCGGAAUAUUCGUUAGCCUAGCUCCCCUUACAUCGAGAUUUUAGUCAUCCGCGUGCUCGUUCGCGUAAUUCAGAACUAAACAAAGUCUGAGGUUUAGAAACUCUUACGGCAUACUCCGAAGAAGUUUUUUGUUUAUACAACGUGUUACCGAAUUACAAAAUAAAUUUGAAGAUUGUAUAAGUAUAUUUCAUAAAGAACCCUGUAAAAAUAUUAAAUCAAUAGAAGCAUAUUUAUUUUUCUAUGCUCGCGAAUUUAAACCAUUUUUUUAUUAAGUGUUUUUUUUUAUGACAACCCUAUUGAAGAUAAAAGACCUAUGAGCGCAUAAUACCUACGCUACUACAUAAUACCUGUUAAAGUGACAGCAGUCACAUGAUUUUAAUUUAACAUGUGUUGUUAGGGCUGUAUUUGAUUCAGUAAAAACUAUAGCAGCGGUUUAGUAAAAAAACUAUUAGGUUUACAGUUUCACAGAUAAGUCUCAGAGACAGAAAAUAAUGUAACUCUACAGCCUGUGAAGAAUCAUUUUGUUUGCACGUUGUUUAUUCAUUAAUACCUUAUAAUUAAUAUGUGCGGUUCUCACAUAUGCAUUUUCGGCAGAUAAAAGCAGAUAAAAGAGUGACCGAAAUUUUAUAUUUCAAGUACAUACAUGAAAAUAGGUAUUACUUUAAUUUAACACUGCUAUUUCUGUGUGGUGAUUUUUCUCAGUAAAACACAUGUACAUAUACUAUGUUUAACAUGUACUAUUUUUGUAUACCACUUGAAUAAUUAGGUCACGUCCAGAAUAACAUAUUUCUGUCAAUAUUGAUUUUUGUGUCAUCUGUUACUUUUUACGACACACAAACAUAAAAUAUAUUAGUCUGGACGUGAACUUUUGCUUUUGAUUAUGAAAAUGCGCUAUAAGAUACCUAUUAAAAUUGUGUUUAUAUUUUUUUGACUUCUUAACUAAUUAUAGAACAGUUUUUAUUACCAUUGAUAUACAAAACAAUAUGUUACUCACGUAAGAAGUUCUACCAACUUCUUCUUUGGCGUUUAUCACGAAUUUUUUUUUUCAAACAUUAACUGAGUCCCCGCACACAAUUGCAAUUUUUAAACAGAACAACCUUGAAGUGCCAGUCUACUCAAACAUAGCAAAUCUAUGCUUAUACGUUUCGACUCUGGUGAAAAUAAUACAUCUCAGAGUUAUUUAUAUAGAGAAUAGGUGUAUUUCCUGAAACCUUUGAAGUAACACGUUGCGGGAAUAUAAAUCGUAGGUAAAUGAUAUAAAGUCUUAAUUUGUAUAAAAAAUUGUGAUUUGAUAACAUCAUUCGCACACUAAUGAUUUGAGUGGAAAAAUCUACUAAAAAGUUAUUUUAAGUAAGGUUUUCGGUAAGUAUCUAAGCUAAUGAAUGAGAAAAAUGUAAGAUAGUGGUAUUAUAUUUCUAUGAGUGAGUAUAUAUAUCUGGCUUUUUAUGUCAAUGGUUCCUUAAUAUAAUAUUAUAAUAUAAGACUCAAAAAGGUUAGAAGAGAGGGCCUAUAUAGCCCAUUAUAUAAAAAAAAAAUAUAUUAUGGAUACUCCAUUAUAUCCAUUUGGUAUUUUAUGAUAUUUGCUCUCUUGGAUGUUUUUGUUUGCGUGAUUUGUCUGAAUUGGCUUAAAACUUCUGUUAUUAUUAAGCUGUAGAUUUAAGUUAUGUUUAUAAUAAACUUUUUAAAAUAUUUU